GCAGAAGCGCCUCGGCGGUCGGCCUAGUUGGAAAGUUGUAAAGUAGAGAAUCGGUAGAGUCGUGGGGAGCUCUCGGAAAUGUGCUCGACGCAUCGGAUGCGAGGGCCGGUGACCGUCGCGGGGCACCGGCACUGAGCCCCGUCCGAGCCCAUGGCCGAGCGGGGCCUCGUCCACGGGAAACAGCCCGACACUGGCUCCGAGAGCACCGCGCUCCUCUCGUCGGGCUGCUCGAGUCGCGGGCAUCAGUUCCUCGACUUUCACGGCUCGGGGACGAGCAACGUCGACGAGUCCAGUCGUGGCAGUGGCUCAUCCUUCAGAUUCAGCAGCUUGACCGACGAAACGCAGGACUAUGGUUCGAUUUCCGUUUUACAAGCAAAAAGGCCAGCAGCAUUGACGAGCAACAAUCGCGUUUCCUCGUCGGCCAGAGCAUCAUUCUCGCCGAAUCUCGAGUGCGAAAAGUUUUAUGAUAUUCAGAAUGCCGAUUUGCAAUUUAAAGGCGAUGUGUUUGAUACGGAUAUUGGCAUAGAAAAGAAGAAAUUAUUGCGAGAAUUUUUUUCAAACUCUUUGUCAAAUCAAUUACUUAUCAAAGAUAUCACGGAAGACAUCAAACCAAAACAAAGUUCUCUAGUCACAAUUUUUUCCGUAUGGAACACAAUUUUGGGCUCUUCCAUACUGACUAUGCCAUGGGGAAUUUACAUGGCUGGUUUUGUUCCUGCUAUGCUCCUUAUACUUGCCAUGAGUGGUUUAUGUCUCUUCACAGCCUAUAAAUUACUACAAGUACACAAAUAUUAUGGAGGAGUUGAAGGAAUCGAAGUGACGGAACUUAGUAAAAUUUUUCUGGGUUCGUGGGCCGAAUACAUGGCGAAAAUUUUUAGUAUGAGUGUACUUAUGGGUGCUAAUAUCGCAUACUGGAUUUUAAUGUCGAACUUCUUAUAUAAUUCUGUUAAUUUUUUUUACGAUAUUAUGACUGAUAUUCCUCUAUCAUCUGUAACUUCCAACAAAACAAGUGAAAGUAUACUUUGCCCUAAAAGAGAUAUUUUAAAUACGACGAUAAACUAUGAGAUUUCGUAUGAUAAUUUAGGACCAAUCUGGGAUUUAUACAAAACAGUGCCGAUAUUCUUAGCUUUAUUAGUAUUUCCUGUUUUGAAUUUUAAUACUACGACUUUCUUUACGAAAUUCAAUUCUCUUGGUACAAUUGCCAUUAUAUAUCUAGUUUUAUUCGUACUUAUAAAAUCAGCGUCAUGGGGCAUUAACAUGGAUAAAGCCGCUUGGGAUGAUAUUUGGAUUCUGCGCCCGACAUUUCCAGUUUUAUCUGGAAUGCUAUCUUUAUCGUUUUUUAUCCAUAAUAUAAUAAUAACAAUCAUGCAAAGUAAUCGUAAUCAACAUAAAAAUGGACGAGAUUUGACUAUAGCUUAUGUUUUAGUAACAAUUACUUAUAUAAUUGUUGGAAUUGCAUUUUACGUUUGUUUCCCGCUCAUGAAAAUUUGUAUCGAAGAUAAUCUAUUAAACAAUUUUCAAAAAACUGAUGGACUCACCGUUGGGGCACGAAUUGUUCUUUUAUUUCAACUAUUUACCGUUUAUCCUCUACUAGCUUAUAUGUUAAGGAUUCAACUGCUCUCUUCUUUAUUCAAGACAAUUAAAUGCCGCCGAAGUCUUACAUUACUAAUUAAUUUUAUUAUUGUCGCAAUUUGUAUUCUUUUUGCGGUGUUUUUGCCGCAUAUAGGAACGAUUAUAAGGUACACUGGUGCGAUCAGUGGACUUGUUUAUGUAUUUACACUACCACCUUUGUUACAUUUGAUGAUCUCAUAUAGGCAAGGGACGAUUACUAUGCUUAAAGUUCUUUGUUAUAUUUGUAUUCCAAUCAUUGGACUCUUAAAUCUUAUAAGUCAGUUUUUUAUGCAAACAAUUUAAGUAAAGUACUUAUUUUUUAAAAAUAAAUUUAU
Messenger RNA from Ceratosolen solmsi marchali, 1943 nucleotides. RefSeq names its product putative sodium-coupled neutral amino acid transporter 9. The record is from RefSeq and is a predicted model, not a curated record. Gene Ontology annotation, cellular component: lysosomal membrane. Gene Ontology annotation, molecular function: L-amino acid transmembrane transporter activity. Gene Ontology annotation, biological process: amino acid transmembrane transport. NCBI's taxonomy places the organism in Eukaryota, Metazoa, Arthropoda, Insecta, Hymenoptera, Agaonidae. Bases 151 to 1911 code for a protein of 586 amino acids. The transcript is spliced from 10 exons.